This is a messenger RNA of Pangasianodon hypophthalmus (striped catfish), 2089 nucleotides long. RefSeq names its product tetraspanin-8. The transcript is spliced from 9 exons. Bases 88 to 864 code for a protein of 258 amino acids. Gene Ontology annotation, cellular component: membrane. The record is from RefSeq and is a predicted model, not a curated record. Lineage: Eukaryota; Metazoa; Chordata; Actinopteri; Siluriformes; Pangasiidae.
GGUCACGGGUAUUGUCUCACUGCACACUGUUGCUUUGGCACUAUAUAAGACGAGCUCGGAACUUUUCCACCAAGAACAACUGCGAUCAUGGCGAAAAUCAGUCCGUGUUUCAAGUGGACCUUCGUCUUCUUUAACACUCUUUUUGCAAUCUUUGGGAUUGUUAUUUUCGUCUUGGGUCUGGUCCUGCAGAAAUACGUCGAGGAGGUGAAUGGCUUGUAUGCAGCAAUCACCUUGUAUGUGAUCGGUUCUGUCAUUUUCAUCUUCGCUGUCUUGGGGGCUUAUGGCGCACACAAAGAGAGCAAGUGCGCUCUGAUUGUGUUUUUCAUCCUGAUGUGUUUGGCGACUGCUGGCAUGUUGCGUAUCGCCAUUCCAGUAGCAGUCUCACGCGUGCAGAUCAUCGCAACUGUCAGCGAAUACUUUAACACUGAAUUACCUUUGACUAAAGACAAGGAGCAGGCACUCAACCCCCUUCAAGCAUAUUUCCACUGCUGUGGACUGCGUAAUGGCUACAAGGACUGGAAAGAUGAAGUUCCUGAAUCAUGUAACUGCGUGAAUGCAGAUGAGCAGCAUGACACGUGUGAGAGGAUAAACUCAAACUAUUUAUUACAGAACAUUUAUAUGAACCGUGGAUUGGAAGGCCGAAGGGUCUGGUCACAGCCAUGUGGACCUGUGAUUGUUAAAUAUUUGGACAAAAUACUGACCAUCAUGAUGAGUGUGUUUUUCUGCCUGGCAGCUCUGGCUAUUCUGGGAGGUCUGAUGUCUCUUUCGAUGAUCAUCCGUAUCAGCGCUCCUGCCCAAGCUCAGCUGCCAUCUCUCUCUCUUUCAUACCAGCCACCAAAAUACUCAGAGGUGGUUAAUUAUUAACCAAGCAAUUGAACAGCUUCAGUCUGGAAUAAGCAGGGUUUAAGGGUUUAACUGUUGCGCUUCGUCCCAUACACACAUCCGCAUUCUUCUGCUUCCACAUUCCUUCACUCUUUGUUAAAGUGGAGUAAAUAGAUAAUACUGGCCACAUUUUAUAUUUCCUUUUCAUAUUUUUGUCAGCAUUUCUUACUUUGUAGGGCAGUGUGUCCACAAAACUGGAGUAAAAAAAACUGCUUUAUGUUACAUUUGAAAAGGCUUUAAAAGUUAUAUAUAUAUUUUAUAUUAUAUAUCUAAGUUUUUUAGUGUGUUGGAAUUUAGAAUGUGUACUACUUUCCUGUCUUUGACCGACCUUCAGAUAUUCUCACUAUACACAAUUUGAUAUAUUUUGUAGUCUUUUCUAUGUCUUAGCUUACACUAAGAUAAAUCCUGGUCACUUGGUGCCUAUAGACUGAUCAUACCUGAGUGAUGAAACUUUAUUAUAUAGCCAUAAGAUUGAUCUCUCAUCACUGAGUCUAACUAAUGGUAAAAUUAUCAAGAAAAUUAUGGAUUCAUUGUGUGCCCUUUGCUAGAAGCACAAGAGUGUAAGAAUCCACUAUUUUUUGCUAUAUAUUGUAUCAUAUAUUGGCUAUAGUGAUUUUUCUUUCUAUUUUUUAAACACACGUUAAAAACAUUUAUUUUCUCAGUGUAUCAGAUCCAGUGUACCUCACCCUGUGUGUGUGUGUAAGAGGUCAGAAUACUUUUCUAAACCUCUCUAUAAUCUGGAAACAGUUUGGUUAUAAAAUAAAGUUUAACAUUUCAUGUCUUAGGCACAUUACAUUUUUAUAUAAAUGUUCUUACUUACAUGCCUAUUUUAUGCCUACUCUAUUAGUGUGUUAAUGUUAUUUUACAGACUUUGUAUUUUAUUAAAUAAUGUGCCAUAUUAAGAAAUAGACUAUGUUUCUGAUAAAAACGUCAUCAAGGAAGUUCUCCAAGAUGCCUGAAGCCACGUACUGUUUUUUUAAAAAAAUUACACCAAGGUGCACUGAGUUAAAUAUGAAAAUAGAUUAUUUGAUUUAAUGUUUUAUUGGUUUAUGUACUGUUUGAUAUUCAAUAUAGUAAUUAUUUUCAUAUUUUCAUUAUUUUUUCAUUUCUUCAUUACAGAAUACAGAAAAUAAAUGUGCACAGUAGGCCUACUUUGUAUGUGUAUAGACCAAAAAAAAUUCAAUAAAUUAAUUAAUUAAUAUAAAAA